GGAGAAAGGUUGAGGGCGCCUCAUCUGCGUAGGGUCAGGCCACUCAUGGCGGAGAGGCGAUUUUUAGAGAGAGAAAGUGCAGAUGCCUAGAGAGAGAAAGAGAAUAAUAAAAAAAAGGAAAGAGAGAGAGAGUAUAAAAGAGUGAUUGGUCCAUGUGUGUGGUCUGACGCUCACAUUCAGUAGUGGGGUGCAGCCACCUCCGUUUCUCAGGUUCGAAUCCCCAGCUUACUCCAUCAACAAGAAACGCCAUGAAAACCUUCGUUUCUCUCGCCUCUCAUUCUGCAAUUCCUCCCCCACCAUCCUCAAUCACAAGUUUCUCAAAGAAUUCCAGUGGACAAAUCUCCAUUUCAUACCUGCAACCGAUAUGGGCAGCAGAUAGGUAUAGAAAAAAUUUCCCUCUCAGUUCUAUCAAGUUCCAACAGAGGCUUCCAGGAUUUGCACAUGAGAAGAUUGGGCAUCAUUCUGCUAUUUCAACUGCUAUCAAAGACACUAGUAUUACAACUCAUGAAGAAAUGGAGAAUAUGGAUAUCUUUCAUGUGGACCCUUACUUAGAAAAGUGUAAGGAUCAUCUAUUUUAUCGAUGGAGGAGAUAUACAGAGCAGAAAGAAGCGAUUGAGAAGUAUGAAGGAAGCCUUGAGGACUUUGCACGAGGUUAUUUGAAGUUUGGCUUCAUCAGAGAAGAUGACGGCAUUGUGUAUCGAGAGUGGGCACCAGCAGCGCAGGAAGCACAACUUAUUGGGGAUUUCAAUGGAUGGCAUGGAUCCAACCACAGCAUGGUAAAAAACCAAUUUGGAGUCUGGACAAUCAAGAUCCCGGAUUCCAAUGGAAAAUCCCCCAUUCCACAUGGAUCAAAAGUCAAAUUUCAUUUCAAACAUGAUAAUGGAGUAUGGGUUGAUCGAAUUCCAGCUUGGAUUACAUAUGCAACUGUGGACCCCACAAUAUUUGCGGCUCCUUAUGAUGGUGUAUACUGGGAUCCACCGCCUUCAGAAAGGUACCAGUUUCAGUAUCCUCGCCCUCCAAAGCCUGAGGCUCCACGCAUAUAUGAAGCCCAUGUUGGAAUGAGCAGUGAAGAGCCCCGUGUGAGCUCCUACAGAGAGUUUGCAGACAACGUUUUGCCUCGAAUAAAGAAAAAUAACUAUAAUACAGUUCAAUUGAUGGCUAUAAUGGAGCAUUCAUAUUAUGGAUCAUUUGGGUACCAUGUCACAAAUUUCUUUGCUGUCAGUAGUAGGUCAGGAACUCCUGAGGAUCUCAAGUAUUUGAUUGAUAAAGCUCACAGCUUGGGUUUGCAGGUUUUGAUGGAUGUUGUUCAUAGUCAUGCGAGUAACAAUGUCACAGAUGGUCUUAAUGGAUUUGAUGUAGGCCAAAGCACGCAGCUUUCCUACUUCCACACUGAAGAGAGAGGAUACCAUAAACUAUGGGAUAGCCGGUUAUUCAACUACAACAAUUGGGAGGUCCUUCGGUUUCUUCUCUCUAACUUGAGAUGGUGGUUGGAUGAAUAUAACUUUGAUGGGUUUCGUUUUGAUGGGGUAACAUCAAUGUUAUAUCAUCACCAUGGCAUCAACAAGUCCUUUACAGGAGACUAUAGUGAAUAUUUUGGCUUUGACACUGAUGUGGAUGCUGUUGUUUACCUGAUGCUGGCCAACACUGUUAUUCAUAGUAUCUUGCCUGAUGCCACAGUUAUUGCUGAAGAUGUUUCUGGUAUGCCAACAUUAGGUCGGCCCGUUUCUGAAGGUGGAGUUGGUUUUGAUUAUCGCUUGGCUAUGGGCAUCCCUGAUAGGUGGAUUGAUUACUUGAAGAACAAGAGUGAUGAUCAAUGGUCUAUGCAAGAGAUCACCUCUUGCUUAAUAAACAGGAGAUACAGUGAAAAAUGCAUUGCUUAUGCUGAAAGUCAUGAUCAGGCAAUUGUUGGUGAUAAGACCAUGGCUUUCCUUCUAAUGGACAAAGAUAUGUACAUUGGCAUGUCUGCUCUAGAACCGGCUUCACCCAUUGUUGAUCGUGGGAUUGCUCUUCACAAGAUGAUUCACUUCAUAACAAUGGCAUUAGGGGGUGAUGGCUACCUCAACUUUAUGGGAAAUGAGUUUGGGCAUCCUGAAUGGAUUGACUUUCCUAGGGAAGGGAAUGGCUGGAGCUAUGAUAAAUGCAGGAGGCAGUGGAAUCUUGUUGAUACAGAUCAUCUGAGAUAUAAGUUUAUGAAUGCUUUUGACAGAGCAAUGAAUGCGCUUGAGGAUUCAUUUCAAUUCCUGUCAUCCACAAAACAAAUAGUGAGUUACACAAGUGAUGAAGAAAAGGUUAUAGUGUUCGAACGUGGGGAUUUGGUAUUUGUUUUCAAUUUUCACACUGAGAAUACAUAUGAUGGGUUCAAGGUUGGAUGCGACUUGCCAGGAAAAUAUAGAGUUGCCUUAGAUAGUGAUGCUUUGGAAUUUGGAGGACACGGAAGGGUGGGUCAUGAUGUGGACCAUUUCACAUCCCCGGAAGGGGAACCGGGGAAGCCAGAAACAAAUUUCAACAACCGGCCCAACUCAUUUAAAGUGCUAUCACCUCCUCAAACUUGUGUGGCAUACUACAAGGUGGAUGAAAGCUUGAAUGGGAUUGAACAUGAAGCAGCAGAAGUUUAUAAGGCAGAAGAAGGCUUGGAUCAUGGCGCUCAAGAAGUAUCACAGUUGUCCAAUAUGCUGGAAGGUGUAGAGGACAGUGAUCUUGAAUCGGCUGAAGUUAGUGAGGAAGAUGAGGAAGCUGAGCCAAUAACUGCAGAUCUAGUGACACGAUAUAAUUUACUACACCAGAAAAUGAUCAUGACUUUAAGUUCUAUUUCCUAAGGUUUUAGGAAGUGAAUGUGAAGAGCUUCUUGGAUAUUGGAAAUUUGACGGAGAUUCCUCUCACAAGGCUCUGAUGUUUCACAAGAUUGCUCCAAACUUGAUAUCGGAAUUUACAGAACAAAAUGUUAUCAGGGUGGCAAUGGAAGAAUGCUGUUAAGUACACAAGAAUUCCAGAUUUUGAUGAAUGACAAUGAGAGUUUAAGCCCUUAUGGACAAGCACGUUUACAAAUUGACUAAUAUAAAGAAUGACACAUACAACUCUCAAUAACUCCCAAUGUCAGAUUCAAGCAUGGAUAGUCGUGUAUCACAAAUUAAAGAUUCGGGAAACAAGUUUGCAAGUUGUAAGGCUGAAGUAAUGUAUGAAGACUGAUAGUGCCAUCAAUUAAUCUAUUACUAACAGGGCUAUGUACUUCAAGAUAUUUGGUAAUAUCACAUUAAUUACAGUAUUGUUGUCUU
Molecule: messenger RNA, 3272 nt
Organism: Amborella trichopoda
Lineage: Eukaryota; Viridiplantae; Streptophyta; Magnoliopsida; Amborellales; Amborellaceae
Product: 1,4-alpha-glucan-branching enzyme, chloroplastic/amyloplastic
Biological process (GO): glycogen biosynthetic process
Cellular component (GO): cytoplasm
Molecular function (GO): 1,4-alpha-glucan branching enzyme activity; cation binding; hydrolase activity, hydrolyzing O-glycosyl compounds
Source: RefSeq, a predicted model, not a curated record